CUCAAAGAAAAAAAAAUAAUAAAAUUGCCGCUUUUAUGUAAACAUUUGCAAUUAUAUUGUGCAUUCACUGUCUGUUGUGUUAUAUAUAGCCUAUCUCCUUACUCUUUCGUAUAAAUAACAUCUACGAACAAAAAUCAAUAUCCACCCUACUAUCUGUACUCUUCUAACUGCCAUUAAAGCGAAAACGAAAAUUCUUCUGUACAUAUCACAACCAUUCACAAUAGUGCGCAUUUAUCAAAAAAUUUUUCCUACACUAUUAAAUUCACAUUUUUAUAUCCAAAAUGGCCGUAUAACAUCAAUGAGAUAUACACUGUGACUGUCUGCCGCGUAUUUUUCAUUUUAAUUUUUGCUCAUAAAAAUUCCAAUUAAAAUAUUGUGUAAAUUAUAAUCACAAUUAAUUAAACAAUCUAUUGGUUAUUUCACAGAGUGAUUUAAAAUUUUCAUUAAGUGUAUGAAAAUAAUACAAAAAAAAAAUCUAUUGUGAACGGUGGAAUGUUGUUGUGUCUAUUUACAGGGUUCACAAUUGACACGAGAAUAAUUUAUUUGCAAAAAAUUUUAUUUAAAAGAUAUUAAAAACUUUUAACAAGAACAAAAAAAAGUGCUCAAAACUUUGCUCAAAAGUAAAAUUGAAAAGAAAAAGACAUAAUAUAAAAUGGAUGAAGAUAUUAAUAUGCCAGAGUCUUCGUCAUUCGGAGGAGACAACGAACAAGAAAACACCCAUGAAGAAGGUGCUGUCAGUAAUCCCGCCACCAGCGACGACCAUGACGACGCUGCUGCUGCUACAACUCACACCGAUGCCGUUGAUAAUGGCGGCGAUGGUGGUGAUGAGGAGGAAGAGGAUAACACAAAUAUGAGCGCCGAUGAUGGCGCUGUGGAAAUGUUGCAAGAACAUGUUUAUAGUAACGACGACGAGGAAGAAGGCGCCGCCGAUGACACGUCCAAAAUCGGUUUAGCGCCAGAACCGAAUAUCGACGAGAAUACAAUCUUGUUGCCAGUAGCUGGAGAGAAUGGCUUCUCCGGGGAAGAGACAGCAAUCGGCUUUAAUGCAAGUGACUUUCUACAGGAAGAAGAAGAUGUCAUAGAUCCGAUGGCAACGUUGGCAAGUCGUCGGGAGGAGAAAAUCAUCUCCCAGGUGCCGAAAAAGCGACGAAUCCCCGACGCUGUGAGAUAUGACGACGACGACGAUGAUUCGCCUGAGCGGAACCAGAAACGUCGUGGAAGGAAGCCCGGAACAAAGGUCAUAAAUGGACAAGUCAUCUACCCAUCCGACAAGCAUGGAGGAGAUUCCUCAAAGAGAGGAACUCCCAGAACGACGACACUAUCCGCCAAAUCGACUUUACCCAAAUUCACCCCGAAGCCAGUUAAAGGAGCAAAGGUUUCUUUGGGUCAAGUGGAUGAAAAUCAAUGCCGAGUCUGUACGACAACUAAAGACCUGGUGAGCAUCUUCAAGAAGGAAUACCAGAAGACCUAUGCCGAGAAGUUGAUGGCUAUUUGUCCGCUGGUUAACAUCCAGCGAAAGGACUUUUUGCCGCAGUUUAUUUGUAAGAUCUGUUUAAGCAGUGUCAAUGCUGCCUUUGCUCUGAAGGGUCAAUGCGAGCAGACAGACGCAGAGUUGCGAGUGGUGCUGGAAACAUCGAUCAAAAAGACCAGAAAAGUAACGAACUAUGCGCUAGAUAGUGAUCCGGAAGACAUUCCUGAUGCCCCGCAAGACCAGGACUUUAACUUGUCCGAUGCUUCGCCACCUUCAGCCGAAGAAACGGAUUCCGAUGUUCCAUUAUUGAAGAAACGACCUCGUCGUGGUUCACGGAAGUCGAGGUCAAGCAAGAUCAAGUCCGAGAAGACGGAAAAGAAGUUGAAGUCACCGGCAAUUAAGAAGGAAUCGCCUCUAAAGAAGGCCAUUAAACCAGAUCCGGACUUGAACGAUAGCAAGAAUUCAGAACUGGAUGGAGAUCCGACAGCACCGUCUGGCGCUGCAGCUGGAGACUUUAGCAGCGGCAGUGAGGAGAACUACUCACCUCCCAAACGACGACGUGGAAAGGGAAAGAAAUCAAAGUCAUCUGAAGACAGACCACCCGUAAAUCUGACAUGCAACGUUUGCAAUGAGACCCUUAACUCUCGGGAAGAACUGAGGGACCACAAAAAGCAAAAUCAUUCCAGCUUUGAUUGUGAGUUGUGUGGCCGGAAGUUUAAGAUGCAGAGCAGUCUAAAGACCCACAUGGAAAAGCACACGAGCUUGAAGAUUCUCAAUUGUGAGCCAUGCAAUAUGCACUUUCCCAACAAGACUGAACGUCGAAGACACAUGCAGGAAGCGCACAAGGACACUGUUGCACAGUUUAGUUGUGAGAAGUGCAAGAGGGCAUUUACCAGUGAGACACGGUUGCAAAAGCAUACCGAAUCGAAUUGUCCUGGAUUCGAUACAUCACAGAAGAAACGAGGUGAUUUGGAAUCACUGUCAAUGGGCAAGGAUUUGUUUAAAUGUGUGGCACCACUUACGACGACUUAUUGGAGUGAUAGUUUCUCUGAUUAAAGAAGGAAUGCGAGCGAUUUUGUAGGUUAUGUUUAAUUAUAUAAUUUUUUAAUUUCUAUUCUAUUUUUUUGGCCAAAAGUGUGGUAAUGUCGUAUGAAUUUUUUUUUUUGAUGCAAGUAAUCUUAAAAAAAAGACGAUAAACGAAUAAAGUUUUAUGAUAAUGAGCGAUGAUAAUA
Molecule: messenger RNA, 2703 nt
Organism: Episyrphus balteatus (marmalade hoverfly)
Lineage: Eukaryota; Metazoa; Arthropoda; Insecta; Diptera; Syrphidae
Product: enolase-phosphatase E1
Exons: 2
Coding region: 653-2527 (624 amino acids)
Biological process (GO): regulation of DNA-templated transcription
Cellular component (GO): nucleus
Molecular function (GO): DNA-binding transcription factor activity, RNA polymerase II-specific; zinc ion binding; RNA polymerase II cis-regulatory region sequence-specific DNA binding
Source: RefSeq, a predicted model, not a curated record